Molecule: messenger RNA, 597 nt
Organism: Malassezia globosa CBS 7966
Lineage: Eukaryota; Fungi; Basidiomycota; Malasseziomycetes; Malasseziales; Malasseziaceae
Exons: 1
Coding region: 1-597 (198 amino acids)
Biological process (GO): DNA repair
Cellular component (GO): nucleus
Molecular function (GO): 3'-tyrosyl-DNA phosphodiesterase activity; single-stranded DNA binding; double-stranded DNA binding
Source: RefSeq, a predicted model, not a curated record
AUGCGCAUUGAGGCCCAGGGAUCUUCUUUGGCCUCGUACGAUCGACGAUGGCUCGAGCACUUUUACCUCGUGGCUUGCGGGUAUAGUCCGUCCAAGGUGGUACCUAUAGCUUCGAAGCGCGCUGAACACGCCUCGCCAGAGUUUACACGUGUAACAGGCUUGUCAAACUGGCCGGCCAUUCAAGUUUUAUUCCCAACGCAGUCGUAUGUCGAGCAUGUGAGCGUCGAAGGCAGUAUGGGUGGCGGCUGCUUUUUUGGCAAGCCCGAGGAGUUUCGUAAGCGUGGUCUUCGUUGCUUGUAUGCACAGCCUGUCUCAUCUCGAGGUCAUUUGUUAAUGCAUGCAAAAAGUCUUUUGGUUACAAAUCAUGAUAAUUCAUGCGGCUACGUAUACCUUGGUAGCCACAACUUUACUCGUGCUGCUUGGGGCACUAUCUCAGGCACACAGGCACAACCAACACAAUCACUAAGUAACUGGGAACUCGGCAUCGUGCUCCCUCUCACGGAAUAUGAUGCGUGGGAUGCUAUUCCCUAUAACCGACAUAUCGAGCCAUACGGUGCUGACGAUAUUCCCUGGGAUGCAAGUAAUUUGUUGACGUGA